CUACAAUCCGUCCUUGGAGAAAUGGCACUCAAUCUCUUGAAGAUCAUGGCAGCAGUGCUGGCGGUGAUCACAAUCUUAAUCACUCAAGUCGAUGCUAACGGCAGGCUCGAUGUUUACGACCUCCCGGGUUGCCAAGACCCUGGAACGAGCUACACGGCCAAGCUCAAUCCUUGCUUCUCUACAUGUGUGGCCACUCCACUCUACUAUCGCUUCACAUACUCCGGGCAAGCUGGAAUUUUGUUUAGUCUGCCCGAUUGUCUUGGCACUUCAACCAUAGUUCGAUCGAAUGUGUCACUCUGUGAUGCGACGGAAGUGAGACUAGCACAGAGUGUGAGACUCACAUGCAUUCCAUAAGCUUUGCAGUGAAGCAAAAUACCAUGUACGAAGCACAUAUAUGUUGCUGGCGGGAUCAAGAGAGAUUAUUCCCGUCGAGGUGCUCUGUAAUAAUGCGAUGCUCCCUUUGAAUGUGUUGA
This is a messenger RNA of Selaginella moellendorffii, 473 nucleotides long. RefSeq lists its product as uncharacterized. The transcript is spliced from 2 exons. The coding region runs from base 22 to 354 and encodes 110 amino acids. Lineage: Eukaryota; Viridiplantae; Streptophyta; Lycopodiopsida; Selaginellales; Selaginellaceae. The record is from RefSeq and is a predicted model, not a curated record.